CUGUUUUAGAAAAAGCGAGCUGCCCGUUCAGUCGAUGCCGCUUUUGCCCCCCUCUCUCUCUGCAGAUGCGGCGGAGGUGUCUCCUCCGGUCGGGGGCUUCAGUCCCUCGCAGGCGACUCGCGUGAUUAAAAUGGAGCUCCGAGAUGAUGACAUCUCGUGGCCAGCGCCUGGGGGCGAUGGCAACCUCCACCAGGUCUCUUGGGAGGAUCUGGACCCGCGAAGAAUGGGCUUCAUAAGCUCAACAGAACUAGCAGGCAAGCACAUCGGUGACCAAUCCGGCUUCGUCAUUCAGAAAGUGACCUCGCUGCAGGCCGCCGGGGACGAUUUCAGCAUCGACUCUUCACCGCGUCUGCUGCACCCCCCGGCCGAAGCAAAGUACAGCGGCGGCGGUGGCGGCACAAGAUCAAAAGCUGCCAUCGCCGCCGCCGCCGCCGAACACGCAAACCAGCUGUUCGGUGACGGAAGCUUCCGCUGGCCGGGAGGCCCGAACCAUAACAAGAUCGUGACCGCCGGCGACGGCGAUCGCCCGGCAACGGAGCGCGUUCCGCCCGAGUCAAACCGGCGCGACGGCUACGCCGGUCGGCCCGGAGUCGCGCCCGCCGGCCAGGCCACCGGGCACCCCUCCGACGGCCCCCACCGGUGCGAGGUCUGCGGCCGGUGCUUCGCUCAGCGCCGCGCCCUCCAAAGCCACCGACUGGCGCACACGGCCGGCGCCAAGCAGCCGGACCGGCGCGGCGCUUGCGGCCGCUGCGCCGCCGCGGCCGACGCCGCCGCCGCAGCCGCGGCGAGGCCGCACCGAUGCCCGGUGUGCGGCCGCGCUUUCGCCCUCGCCGGCGAGCUCAAGUCGCACGCGCGCACGCACACGGGCGAGAAGCCGUACCCGUGCAGCGUGUGCGGACGCGCCUUCUCGUGGCUGUCCAGCCUCAAGAUCCACCGGAGCUCGCACACGCGCGAGCGUCCCUUCCGCUGCGCCGCGUGCGGCCAGAGCUUCCCGCACCGCUGCGGCCUCAAGCGUCACGAGCGCACGCACACGGGCGACAAGCCGCACGGCUGCGACGAGUGCGGGCGGACCUUCGUGCUGCCGAGCGAGCUCAGGAACCACCGGCGCACGCACACGGGAGAGAGGCCGUUCAGCUGCGGCUGUGUGCGGACGCGCGUUUACGUGGAGCAAGAGCCUCAAGAUGCACGAGCGGACGCACGCGCGGGAAGCUGGCGCCGCCGAGGGAACGCCAGGCCCAUCCGGCCUGGCCUUGCCUGCGGGCGCGGGAGAUAUGGGAGCUCGCGUUCCUUGAGCUUCGUCCGCGUAUCGAAAGUUUGCAUGUUGAGCGACUUCUAG
Molecule: messenger RNA, 1336 nt
Organism: Lethenteron reissneri (Far Eastern brook lamprey)
Lineage: Eukaryota; Metazoa; Chordata; Hyperoartia; Petromyzontiformes; Petromyzontidae
Product: zinc finger protein 497-like
Biological process (GO): regulation of transcription by RNA polymerase II
Cellular component (GO): nucleus
Molecular function (GO): DNA-binding transcription factor activity, RNA polymerase II-specific
Source: RefSeq, a predicted model, not a curated record